AUACUGAAUGAGGCUGAGAGUUGAUUGGAUCCUUUUUUUUCUAAAAAAAAAAAUUUUGUUUUGAAUACAAAACAUGUUGACUAAUUACUGAAAGUGGUUAUGUAUUUAAUGAUUAUAUAAAAUAAACAAUUUUAUUGAUUCUAUUUAAAAUUCGUUACAAUAUGGAUCAUAGGAAUUCUGAUAAAUAACAUUGUACUCAUUUUGUUUGUAUCAUUAUAAGUAAAUAAAGACGUUUACAUAGUAACAAUUGUCAUUUUAUUUUGAUAAACAUGAAAUAUAAAGUCAUGUUGAUUACUUUCAUGAUUGUAUUAUGGUUUCAUUUGGUUACUAUUAUAAAUUGUUUUCAACGUAAAUAUGAUAAACAUACAGUUGCAAGUAUACCAGGUGAUAUAAUGCUUGGUGGAUUGUUUCCUGUACAUACAUCUGGUGUAACUACUUGUGAAUCAAUUAAUCCUGAAAGAGGAAUUCAACGAGUUGAAGCAAUGCUAUUUACAUUAGAUGAAAUUAAUAAUAAUACAAAUUUACUACCAGGUUUAACUUUGGGUACUACAAUACGUGACACAUGUUCAGAUACAAAUCAUGCACUUGAACAAGCAUUGAAAUUUGUACAAGCAAGUACCGGAAGUAGUAGUCAAUUGAAUAAAAUGAAUGAACAAUCAGAAAAUUUAAACACACGUGGAGUUGUCGGUAGUUCAUAUAGUUCAGUAACAAUACUUGUAGCAAAUUUAUUUCGUCUAUUCUCUUUACCACAAAUAUCUUAUGCAUCAACAACUGCAGUAUUAAGCGAUAAACGUGCAUUCCCAUUAUUUGCAAGAACUGUACCUUCGGAUGUUGUGCAAGCUCAGGCAAUGGCUACAUUAGUCUCGGCUCAUAACUGGACUUAUGUUUCUACAGUACGUAGUGCAGGUGAUUAUGGUGAUUCCGGUAUGGAUGCAUUUUGGAAAGAAGCUGAUAAACUUGGUGUAUGCAUAGCAGCCAGAGAAGUGAUUAGGGGAAAUACAGGUCCUGAAGAUUUAGAUAAUAUAGUUAAUGUGCUUAGCAAAGACUUUGCAAAAGCUAGAGUCGUUGUUUUAUUUACCGGCAUGGAUCACACAAAGUUAUUAUUAGAUGCAGUUAGAAGAGCUGGUUUAGUUAAUCAUUUCGUUUGGAUAGCUAGUGACGGAUGGGGUAGAGAAAACGUACCUGUAUCAAAUAACUCAAGAGAAGCCAAUGGUGCGUUAACUAUAGAAAUUCAAGCCGAACCGAUUAAGGCAUUCACAGAUUAUUACCUUUCUUUAGGUAGAGAAAAUCAUAGGAAUCCUUGGUUCAGAGAGUAUUGGCAAGAUUUAAUACAAUGCAGAGAAAGUUCAACUAAGAGGCGAGAAAGAAAAUCGACCAAUUCUAAGCGUUAUUUCAUGAGUAAGCUAUCAAAAAAUGAGACAAAUUUAGAAAAUUCUCAUGAAAUAUCAAGUGAAACAUCAUCAUUACCGUCCUCAUGUAGUGACAGUCCAGAUUUAAGACUACGUGACAUUCUUGGACCAGAUUUCAAACAAGAAGCAAAAAUACAAUUUAUCUACGACGCAGUUUAUGCAUUUGCUUCUGGAUUACAUAUACUUCAGAAAAAACUAUGUCCUGGUAAUCCUCUCCAUCCAAAAUGGAAUAAAAGAGAUUGUCUAGAAAAAAUGCUCAGCUAUCCUGGAACUGCUUUCUACCAACUAAUAAUUAAUACAUCAUUUACUGAUAAUUAUGGCAACUAUGUUGCAUUCGAUGAAAACGGUGAUGGCUAUGGACAAUAUUCAAUAUAUAAUUAUGCGCGCGAUCCAUACACUGGUCAGUAUCAUUAUCGUUUGGUCGGUGAUUUUCAAGGUGGCAAACUUACAAUGCGUGCACGACCUAUAUGGCCGGGUGGGGAAUCAAAAAAUUUUCCAGUUAGCCAAUGUUCAGAAGAAUGUGGAUUUGGUGAAGUUCGACGUUUAGACAAGAAACAACAAUGCUGUUGGUCAUGCGAAACAUGCGGUGUAGACCAACGUGUAGUUAAUUUAACUCACUGUGAAACUUGUCCUUUUCAACACUGGCCUUCAAAGGAUAAAAGAACAUGCGAACUUUUAGAGUUACACUAUAUUGAUAUUUCGACUUGGUUUGCGAUCGUCCCAAUAACUUUCAGUAGUCUUGGAAUACUAAUUACUGGUGGAGUUAUACUUACAUGGGUUUUCUACUCUGAUACACCCUUGAUUCGCGCUACAGGACGUGAACUAGCUUAUGUACAGUUAGCUGGAUGUUUAGUUUGCUAUUCAUGUGCAUUUAUUCUGAUUGCAAGACCAUCAAUUUUCACAUGUUCACUGCAGCGAAUCUUAAUUGGUCUUGGUUUUGCAAUGAUGUAUGCUUCAUUAUUAACAAAAACCAAUCGUAUAGCAAGAAUAUUUGAUGCAGCAAAACGUACUACUAAACGUCCUGUAUAUAUUUCACCAAGAUCACAACUUGCUAUUUCGGGAUCAUUAAUUGCACUACAAUUAUCACUAUCAGCUAUAUGGUUUGGCUUUGAUUCACCCGAUACACGAAUUGAUGAAAUUAGACCUGGUUAUCUUGUUUUACGAUGUGCAAUGAAAGAUAAAAGUUUUUUAAUCUCCCUGGCUUACAAUAUGAUUUUAAUUAUUGUUUGUACAGCAUAUGCUGUAAAAACACGACAGAUUCCAGAAAAUUUUAAUGAAUCAAAAUUUAUUGGUUUCACUAUGUAUACAACAUGUAUUAUAUGGUUGGCAUUUUUACCAAUGUAUUACGCUACAAUUAGCAAUCAUCAAAUUCAAAUAGCAACUCUAUGUAUAUCUAUCAAUUUGAGUGCAAGUGUUAUGCUGUGUUGUUUAUUCUUUCCUAAAUUAUAUAUUAUAUACUUACGUCCAGAAAAAAAUGUACGACGUUUAACAAUGAAUAAUAUGACAGCUAAACAAAAAUUUGCUAAUUUAGUCAAAGAAAAAUCAUCAAUAAAUGUGUGUGUAUCAAGUUAUGCAUCAGAUAAUACAAGUUUAACUGUAAGUAGUAGCACAAAAACUGGUCUACAAACAGAUUCAGACAAAGGAAUACUAACUAGUCCAGUUAAUCCAACACAAUCUACGGUGACGAGUUCCAAUUGUUUAAAACUAGAUUUUGAAUUUGAUAGUUCAACAUUAUAGUAAGUUACUUUCGCCAGUUCAUCAUUAUAUGCAUGCUAUGAGAAUGAAGUGCAUGCCACUGUUUCCUUCUUUUACAAAAAUGCUUUUACUUUGUCAAUAGUUAACAUAAAAAUAAAUGAAAGUUGUUUGAUUUUCAACAGAGAAAUCGAUAGUAUUUUAAUUUGCCUUCUGGUAGAGUAGUCAGCUAUUUUAUCUCAUGAUAAUCUCAUUAUGAAAUCCGAAAGCUUGUAUUUCACUAUUUUCCUAUAGACUGUCAACAUCCAAAAAAUGGAAAGUGUUACAUCUAACAAAAUACUCAUACAUACUAUUCUCUUCAAAUAAAUGAAGAAUUUCAAUAUUUAAUUAUAAAGUGUAUCAUAAACUGUCUUUCAAAGUAAGAUGAGCAAUAGUUCGUUGUAAGUACAUUCCGUUAACGAUUUUUGAAAUUCACUGAAAAUUUUUACUAAAAUUAUGGUCAACUAAUGACUGGGAACAAAUAGCAGAGGUCUUCUCGAAAUAUAAACCAACAUUUUUUUCAAAUUGACCAAUUACAGUAAACUUAAACUAAAGUGUACAAAUAGUGGGGAUAGUCAAAAUAACGCUGUGAUUUUAUAUAAUCAACAAAAUUAGCCAUUAGUAUGCUGCUUUUAGGAACUUUAUUAGCAUGAAAAAAACCUUUAUUUUAAUACUUUUGAAAUAAUUUUCAUAUUAAUUCAAAAAAUUAAUGCGUUUGUUUUAUAGAUAAUCAAUUUUUUAAUGAACCAUCUCGUAGUAAUUCAUCAAUUACUCAAUCAGUUCAAGUCAUAUGUAAUCCUAUAGUCAGUGAUUACAUUGCCUCAGUGACGACAACAACAACGACACCGUCAAUAAUGAAAACAUCAAUAACAUUAGCGGAUGACAAACAAUCCUCAACUUAUGUUAAUACUUUAUUUAUCAAUUAUCUUAAUCAAAAACAAAAUGAUUAUUUAUCUAAUAAAUCUUGUAAUAAUUUCCCUACACCUACACCAUUAUUAUUAGACAAUAUACCAAAUCGUUUAUCACUUAUUAAUUCAGUUUAUUGUGAUGAAGAUAACGUGACCACUGAAGAUGAAGAUAAUUAUACAAUAAGUGCAAAAACAUCAUUUUCUACAAUUAAUUCUAAUAAAAAUAAAAUGUCUACUAUAAAAAUGAAUAAUUUUAUUACUGAUCAUUAUAAUUCUACUACUAUUAAUUCUAAUGCAAUGAAAAUCAAUAAAACGGAACAAUAUUCUCAAGGUCAAAAUUCAGAAUUCAAUCAAUUAUCAAAUGAAUAUAAUCAUAAUCAAUUCAAUAAAAUAUCAAUAUUAAAUAAUAAUAAUAAUAAUAAUAUAUCUAAAUAUAUUCCAUCACAAUUUACUAAUCGUAAUCUAACAUCAUUUUCACCAACUAUAUCACUUGGUUCAAUUGAAUCACCUAAUUUAAGUGUACCAAGUUCUGAUUUAUAUAAUCAUAGUUAUUGUGAUGAUACAAUAAUACAAAAUAGUGAAAAUAAUGAUAGUUCAUAUCGUGAUAAUGAAUCAUUAUUUGUACGUAUUAAUAAACAAAAGAAAACAAAUUCACGUAAUAUUGAUUAUACAAAACAAACAGUUACUGCAUUAUAAUAAUUUAUAUGGGUUUUUUUAUUAUAUUCAAUAUUAUAUUAUUAUUUUGUAUCAAUUAGUUGUUUCUGUAAUACUUUUCUUCUCUUUUUAUUAUUUUUCUUGUAAGUAAAUUGAUCCGUCAAUGUAUAUGUAGUUUAUUCUUUUCCUUUUUUCUUUCUUUUCUUUUUUCUUUCUUUUUUCUUUCAAAGUAUUUACUUUCUAAUUGAGAUUGAAUGACGUAGUGUGUUUUUUUAAAAAAGAAAAGAAAAAAACUUUAUUGAUUAUAUAAAUAAAUGUACAAAUCAAUAUAAAGUGUAUAAUUGAUUUAUUACUUAACAUGAAAUUGAGAACUAUCAAUUUGUUUAUUAUUAUUAAAUCUGAAUGAUAUGAUGGUUAAAUUGUACUAUGUAAUUCGAUUAGAAAGACAACAACAACAAAGAAAGAAAGAAAUGAUGUAAUAUACUGACAAAGUCACUUUAUUGGUGUAAAUGUAAAGAAAACAAUCAUGUAAAUAUGUUGCAACAACAAAUAACUAUAUUAUUGAUUGUUUAAAUUGUUCAUAGUUUAUUAUGAUAAUGAUUAGAAUACUAAGUUUUAUUAAGGUAAACAUUUUUCUGAUAUUUUUUCUUUGAUAAAUAAAUUGAGUAACUAUAGAAUGUAUUUAAAAUUAACUCUUCAUUGUCUACCGCUGUCCCUGUUAGAAAUGGUGUAAUACAAGGUAGUGUCUUAGGUCCUUUGCUCUUUUUAGUGUAUAUAAAUGAUAUUUGUGAAAGCUUUUGUGUCGAUAAGCCCCUUCUAUAUGAAUAUGAUCUUAAAGUAGUAUAUUCAUUUUCUCCACAUGAGCUGAAAAAUAUGCAAAAUCACAUCAGCAUAGAGUUUAACAAGGUAGCACAGUGGUGCUUAAAAUGGCAACUGGAGCUUAAUGCGGCUAAAUAUGGAUGGAUAUACUUCGGCGAUACAUAACUCAGCUUAGAUCUUACCAUAAAUGGUGAAGUGUUGUCUAGGUUAAAUACAGUAGUAGACUUAGGUACUCCUACGACUUGUCGUUUACAGAACAGAUAUUGAAACAGAUCUCUAAUUCUCAACGUCUUGUAGGUUACAUAACUCUAAACCUUUACAAUAAUGAGUCACGUAUUCUAAUGUACAAAGUUUGUGUUCGACCUCUUCUAGAAUAUUGCACGUUUAUUCUUAGCAGUGCGCGCAUAAAGGAUAAGUUGAGGCUGGAAUCAGUACAGAGACGAUUUAGACUUCGUAUUCUUGGAGUUGAUUGUACCUUAACUUAUAAUUUUAUAUGUAAUAAACUUGAGCUAGACCCUUUAUGGAAGAGGAGACUCAAACUAAAUCCUAUCUUUUUCUUCAAACUAUUUAAUAAACUAUCCUAUAUAUCCAAUUAAGUGAUUCAAUAUGCAGAAACUUCUCAUUAUGACAUCCGUAAUUCCUUGUCACUAGUGAAACAAACUUAUUCUAAAUCAUCUCUCUAUAUGAGUUACUUUACCUGUAAAUUUUCUAGACUCUGGAAUAACCUACCACAAUCUAUUCGUAAAAUAAAAUCACUCCCAUUAUUCGUUCGCUGCAUACUGCUCCUCUGAAAAUACAUUGAAUGUUCUAGCACCUGUAAGUUUAUCUCAUUCCACAAGUAGUAUUAUAGAAUCUUUGAAUGUUUAGCCACUUUUAUUAGUGCAUUCCCUAGGUAAAACCACCUACCUGAUGUCACUUUAUGGUAACCCCGUUCCUAGCAAGUUUAACUAAUUUGAAUAAUAUCUAACAUCAACAGUAUAUCACUGUGUCACAUGACACACGCAUUUAGGUAGACCUUAUUGACAUAUUUUGGUAAUUACUGCUUUGUUGUUCCGUGUUCUCUGCUUUUGUUUUAAUUUCUCUAGUUGUAGAUAAUUAUCAUUAAUUCGAUCUGGCACACGAAAUGACCUUAUUUACACUGUUCAUAAAUCAACAGGCUGUCCGUUUAAGAAAAAAUAAUAGUUCCCGGUUGAUGCAUUGGAUCGCUGUAAUAUAUGUACUACUUAAACAAUUACUGAACUGGUUUACUUAAAACUUUCUUCUAUCACAUGUUUGUUCUGCACGUCUAAUGUUACUAUUUAUAUCAUACUGUAAUUAUUAUUUUCAGAAUA
Molecule: messenger RNA, 6852 nt
Organism: Schistosoma bovis
Lineage: Eukaryota; Metazoa; Platyhelminthes; Trematoda; Strigeidida; Schistosomatidae
Source: the annotation of a GenBank genome assembly